This is a messenger RNA of Emiliania huxleyi CCMP1516, 2496 nucleotides long. RefSeq lists its product as hypothetical. Gene Ontology annotation, molecular function: protein binding. The transcript has 5 exons. Bases 1 to 2496 code for a protein of 831 amino acids. The record is from RefSeq and is a predicted model, not a curated record. NCBI's taxonomy places the organism in Eukaryota, Haptophyta, Isochrysidales, Noelaerhabdaceae.
AUGCUCGUGAAGGCAGCCUGGCUCCUCCUCGUCGCUGCCGCGAGCGCAGAUGUUUACAUGCACACCCUGCGCGGCUCCAACAACCGGCUCGACGAGGGCGACGGCAACGCCAACAACCAGAAUCGCCUCUUCGACUCACAGAAUAAUGCGGCGGCGAGUUCGGCUCUCGCUCGCUCCAAGCCUGUUCUCAAGUGGACGACCCAGCACUCGUGCGGAUCCGAGAACGCCGAGUGCCAGAUCGUCAUUCAGUGGAUGUUCAACGACGACGACUCCACGCCUGCUGGGCUGCCUCCCGCGCCCGACGGAGUCGGAGAGGGGCCGCUUCGCGACGGAACCGACGGCAAUACGCAGAACGUCAACGCGCCGCUCCUGAUCCGAGGCCUACAUGAGCCGCUCUCCUACUAUCGCAUGUGCGAGGAUCGGAAGCGGAACGGUGGCUUGUACGCCGCAGACCAGGACAUCGACAACGACAACACCGAAGCAGACGAGACUCGGCAAAACCCAGACGGCACGAGGUACGGGUACGAGUGCCCCGAGGAGCGUGACUACUAUCCGUACUGGCACCCCUCCCCAUGGCGCGACAUUGCGGUCCUGACCAACAACCUCGAGAUGCAGCCCUUCUACGAAGCCAACUCGCAGAACGUCGCCGAGAAGAACUACUGCGCGGGUGAGUCGAGCAACCCGGAGCGCUGGAGCAACGGCAUUCGCGAGGCCAACUCGGCGAGGCGCUGCGGCGAGGCUGGCGGAGAUUGGGUGGCAGCAGAGCCCUUUGGCACCGAUACCGUCCAGGUCCUUCCCAUCCUCGCGUUCCAGCGGGACAACCACCUGGGCAACCUCGACACGGGCUACGAAGCAAACUACACGUGGACCGUCCCGUGCGGCAUGGGCCCCGGCGGCUCGGACACGAUCGAGAACGCCGUGGUGCGCAUUCGGUACAACAUCACCACGGCCGACACUCGUGUCUGCGCGGCGCCGCAGUACAAGACGCGGCAGGAGUGCAACGAGGCGGGCUACAUUUGGUCGGCCUUCCACCUGACGGCGGACUAUAACGACGACGAUCUCGACAGCGACCCGCCGCUGCCGGAGCAGGACCCUUACGUCUCGAUGAAUGGGUUUCUGCGCGGCACCGGCGGCGUCGACUCGCUGCUGCAGCUCGCAAUGAACACAAAUCAAUUUGGCCGUACGUUCCAGGACCGCUCCCACCGCUUCUCGAUCCAACCACGCCCUGCGGGAGUGCCAGCUGAGGCGCGGAUCCACAACCUCGGCGUCAAGGGCAAGCGCGGCAACAUCAUGGACGCGGCGGACUUCAUCCACGUGCACUGGACCGGGAACGACAAGACGAACGGCGCGGGCGAGGGCAAGGAGGGCACGGAUAGGCACAACCUCGUCGAGAUCGACACGCUCGGACACAACGUGCCCGUCGACCCUCGCUCGCCCGACUCGAUGUUCAAUGUCAACGCGGAGAUCAACCUGGAGCCGUCCUCCUCGCCCUUUGGCGGUGCACGCAGCCAGGCAGAGCUCGCGCACCAGUUUGCGCUGUCCAAGCAGCAGGCGUCCUACCGCAACCGCACGAACUGCGCCGUCUCGCUCAACGAGAACCUCAACGACCAGGCAAAGGACAAUUGCGCCAAGCUCAACCGCGCGGAGGCCACGGUCGACCUCGGCCUCAUCCAGCCAAAGCCAAACGAGGACGGUAGCCGCAAGUGCUACAAGUUCAUGAGCAGCCGCAACAACAACUUCAGCAACCGGCGGCAGGUUGCCACCCUCUGCGUCACGGACGGGGAGAAGUUCCCGCCACAGCCCCUUCCUCCGGGCGAUGUCGCGGUGCAAAAGGCCGCGCGCAGGCGGCUGCAGGAUGCCGGCGACGGCGGCGGUGCCGAGGUGAUUGUGUCGUGGAUGUCGGCGCACCAGGCGCUGGCCACGGGCACUGACCUCAAGCCCUACCUCGUCAACAAGGGCGCGGCUGCCCACGCGGGCGGCUACCACAACCCAGUCGCGAGCAACUUCUCUGUCGAAUACUCGGUUGACGGCUCCAGCUGGGCCGAGGCCCCCACGGCCUGCUCGCUGUCGCCCUGCACCGUCUCGGGCAUCCCAGACGCGGGCAUGGUGGCCUUCCGGGUUCGCGCCUACAGCGACGCUGGCGUCGGAUCGGACCCGUCCCCCGUCGUGGCGGCUGAGCCCCCGAGCGCGGUGCAGCCGCCACUCGAUGCUCCCCCCGGCCCGCCGGCAGCGCCUGGCACCAACACGAGCAGCGACGGCUAUGGAGGCGGCACGAGCCUGACGGCCCUGUCGGCGUGCGGGCCCGGAGAGGAGCUGUCCACGGAGGCCAUAAUGAUUGCGAUCGGAGGCGGCGUCGCCCUCGCCGUGCUGCUCAUCGCCGCCGCGGUGGCCGCCUACUACUGCUGCCGCCGCAGGCCCGCCACGGCAAAGACGGCACCAAAGACGACCCUUGAGCAGACCUACAACGUGGGCAAGCAGUACUCGGGCGACAUCUAG